CAGUCGUCUUCUGGUGGCCAAGGUGUCUGGUCACAACGAAAGAAAAAUAGGAAAAGCGAAAUUUUCUCUCUUAAAAUAUACAGAAAAAUCUUUUUCGUCUUGGAAAAGUUACGACGUACUUGAAAAAUCGCGCGCGCUCAAAAUCUCUCAACUUUACCAUUGGAGCUUUUUUCCGUGCUGGUCCUGGAAGAGGCUGCGAGUGUCAUCAUCGAAAGCCAUCAUUGACAAGGAUACUUCGUGCAGAGCGAAAUCUCCGAGAACACCGAGCUCGCACAGCUCGCGGAGAUACGUUCUGACCGUGCAACUGUGAGGACAUAGAUUUUUCACGCUGCUCGUUUUCUGCUGAAGCAAGGUGCUGAAGAAAAGUGAUUUUCACUCGGAUUCGCAGGACAAAAAGGGCCAGUUCCCGCAACGAGUUCCGGCGUGACAUGGUGUGCAGCCCGUAGAGCGUCCAGUGCCGCGUUCGAGUGCGAUAAAUUCCGACCCGGGGGCGUGCCACUUCCGGCCAGAAAAUGCUGCUGAACAAAAACCUUCUCGCCUGGUUGCUGCUGUCAGCCAUAUUGGUUAAAACGGCAUACGGCAUUCCGACGUCGGCGGCAACCGAAACGGAAGACGACAACGACUCCGAGUGGGACGAGGAUGACGAAUCGUCCGAGGCGGACGACGACGGCCGGGUGUACAAGAAUCCGCGGAAUUCGCCCUCGACCGAGUGUCCGCGGGACGAGGAGCAGGCAACACUGCUGGGCCAAAAAUGUCUGCGCAAAUGUUCAUCCGACGAGGACUGCAAAAGUAAGAAGAAAAAGUGUCUGUGCGACGGAGCGUGCGGUAUGUCCUGCAUCAAGCCGGACCGGGAGUGUCCCGCACUGGAGCAACCACCGACGGGGGCGGUGACCGUCUCGGGGAAUCAUUUUGGAUCACGCGCCGUGUACUCGUGCCCCCACGGAUACCACGUGGUCGGUCUGCAGAGCCGUCUCUGCCAGGCGGACGGAACCUGGGCCGGAAGCGAGCCGAUCUGCAAACAGAACAGUAAUGUUUACUGUCUACAACCGCCGAUAAUCGAGCACGCGCGCCACUCGGCCCUUCCCGAGCAGGCCACGUUCGAUCUGGAUUCGACCGUUCAGUACCACUGUCACACCGGAUACGCUACCGCUGGUUUCCCCCGGGCCAAGUGUCUGGCCGUGGAUGGGCAGGCCAGCUGGUAUGGACCGGACAUAUCCUGUGAACCCCGCUCGUGUGGCCAACCUCCGGAUCCGGCCCACGGGUGGCACUCCGGCGAGAGUUACACCUUUGGCGGCAAAGUCACGUAUCACUGCGGCGAGGGCUACGAGCUCGUCGGUAAAUCCGAACGUUACUGCCAGGCUGAUGGAUCGUGGACGCCAAAGGAGCUGCCGACCUGUGUUUUGGUCACCUCCGUGCAGUGUCCCUCUCCGGAGAAUCCCCGUAACGGCAAAGCCAUCUACACCAGCACCUCGUACAACUCCGUCGUGAGCUACGAGUGCCGGUACGGAUACACUCUGGUGGGCGAGAGUUCGCGCCGUUGCGGUGCGGACAAACGCUGGACGGGAACGCUACCGGCGUGCAAAGAGAUCAACUGUGGCCAUCCGGGCACGCUGUACAACGGCUGGCUGGAAAACAUCGAAAGCGGCACCGGCCUGGGAGCGAGUAUCAUCUUCCGGUGUCAUCCGGAAAUGCUGCUGGUUGGGAACACUUCUUCGGUGUGUCAAAUCGACGGCCGCUGGAGGUAUCCUCUGCCACAGUGUUUGGCUCCGUGCGUCGUGCCGUCGAUAUCGCAAGGACAGGUCAUACCCAUUGAGUUCGACAUAGACGUAAACUCGACGACGAUCGUGCCAACCAGUGGAAGCAGCUCGAAGGUCAAGCACGGUACAGUGCUGGAAGUGAUUUGUGACGAGCACUAUGAGUUUCCGUUCUCUUCGCUUUCACCUCCGACGUGCAACAACGGAACAUGGAGUGUGAUUCCGCGUUGUGCACCGGCGCGGUGUAAGACCAUGCCAAAACCGCCAAAGUUCGGAAUGGUACUUGCGCCGAAGACCGAGCACGGUAUGCGGGCGAGGUUCAAGUGUAAGGACGGAUAUAACCUAACGGCACCGGGAGGUAAAGAGCUAUCGAAUCCGAACGAUUACGUGUUGAUCUGUUCGUUUGGAAACUGGACGGGAGAGACUCCGCAGUGUCAGGAAGUGUAUUGUGCAUUCCCAGGGUAUAUUCCCAACGGGAAGGUGCUUCUGGUAGGAAAUAUGGGUCUUUAUGACUAUCGACCGUACGUGAGGAAGGUGAUUAACAACAAGCAGAUUAUGUAUGAGUGUGACAAAGGAUACGUGAUUGACGUAGGUCCUCCAGGUGCAACGUGCAUCGGCGGGAAGUGGAGUCCACGUGAGCUGCCUCAGUGCAUUCCGGGUCAACAUCCUCGCCUACGGUGGACUAGAAGGCGUCGAUCGAUCGAUUUAAGAUUGCGAUUCCACCGUUCUAAUCACCUGAAGCAACACUAUCGUUACUUGAAGCGCAAGUUGGACGAGCAUGACGAAUACCACCGGAUGUAUCCGAUGGAACAACACGCGGUGGCAAAACGAAGUGUUGUUGGAUAUCGGGGGCAGUUACCUCACAAGAGACAUUAUAAUUUUGAUGAUUUUCAAAGAUUUCGAGCGAAACGCAGCAUUGAAGCAAAUCGGAAUGCGUUCCUACGAAAUGCUUUCCAGACAGUGUUGACUCGUGAACGCCGUGAGUUGUCAGAUGUUGAGAAGGCUUAUAACAAGUAUUACGAGAGGAUUAAGGCCAAGUAUAGGAACUACGUUCAGAACUUGUUAGGAUAUAACAGAAUGCGUCCUCUGCAGGAGAACCACAAAAUUAAUGUACAAGAUGGCAGAUGGUACACGAACGAUCCGGAAUCUUUGUCGAGAAAUAGGGUGGUUCACAAAGCGCGCAUCGGAGCAAAUGACUUCGAAGAUGAACUCACAACCAAAGAGCCACGUGUGGUCAAACCGAAAAUAAACAAGUCACGAGUCAAGCCAAAAGUGCAACCUCCCAUAGCCAUUCCGGAUAUCAACGAAGAAUCGACGUACAAGUACGACUUCCACGACAUACCCGAGGGCAAUCAUUCGAUUGCAAUGACGGAGAACGACAUUUACUCCAACUACUUCCCUCCUCCGCUGACGGGAAAGUACCACACCAGUUGGCAGUUUGCCUCCGAAGUCUCUCCAAAGGUUCACGGACGUUCAGAGAAUAAAUUUCCAUCUGAUCAGUCCUUUUCUCUUGCGGAAAAGAAACCGGUUUCGCCGGCCAAUCUGAUGGAGCAGCUUCAUUCGCAAAUCAUUCGUCGAAAGCGUGAUACCACCAGGGAACCAGCCGCAUCAUCCGUCGAAGAUACUCGGCGUGCCCGUAAGAAUAGCCGAGCGGUGCAGAACCAAACCGAUUCCAGCGGGGUUGAUGGCCUUGAUGCGAACAAGAAGAUCAAGUUCAAAGGACCGUGUGAACCGCUGGCUAGUGAGUCGUACGCGCUUCUGGAGAUCGUGCGACCCGGCAAGGACCCCAACGAAACGUUCGGACCGGGUACGAUCGUGAAGGUGACCUGCAGCAAGGGGUACGUGUCCAACAUGGUGAGCCCGAACGCUACCUCGAAGUGCGUCCGGGGAAGAUGGAAGCCGAUCAAACCAACCUGCAGUAUGAAACCAUGCUUCGCACCCUCGACGGAACAUGGCAAGUACUACGCCUCGCCGGUCGAUAUGACGACGAUGGACGCGGUCAAGUCGUCCACGGUUUCGCUGACCCCCAUGGAAACCAUCGAGAACGGGUUGAUGAUCAGUUUUCAGUGUGAUCCCGGGUACAACACGCAGGGACCGUCGAAUUUGCGGUGCUGGAAUGGGGAGUGGGCGGUCAGUUCGCUGCCGGAGUGUCUUCCGGCGCCGUGCGUUCUACCCCAGAUCAUGCACGCCAUGUACCAGGGAGGAUACCGGGCCGGGUUGACCAUUGCGCACGGUAGCUCGGUGAUGAUACAGUGCGAGAGUGGUAUGGGGAACAUGGCGGCGGUUCAAAUGGAUUGUGCCCUUGGAUCGCUGACUCCGGAAACGCUCAACUGUGGCUAUAUUGCCGCAUCGCGGAAGUCACGGGACGACGACAGCAGUUCGAUCAUUGUCCUUGACGGUGCUAACGUGACUUCGUCCGAAGAUGAGAACGACGGUCGGGAUUGUGGUCCUCCGGGCAAGAUCCACGGUUCGCUGGUGUACAAGAACGGAGAACAAAUAGACGACAGCGAGGAGGGAUUCCACUCGGGUACGGAGAUCACGUUCGACUGCAUCGCCAGUAUCACCGGUGAGCAGACCACGUGGAAGAUUAUCUGCGAGGACGGAUUGUGGAUAGGGCGUUCGAUGAACUGCGAGGACGACGACCCGGCGUACCACAGGAUUCCGUCCGCGAACGGAUCGUGCGUGUUCCGCAACAACGAGCCGCACGUGGUCAGCUUCUACAACGAUCUCGAGAUAAGAGAGGAUAUCGUGGAGUUUCCACCGAUGACGACCAUCAUAUCGAGAUGUGUGGAUAUUGGCAAGUACGCCAUGAUCGGAACCAGCGUGAGGACAUGCGUUCGCGAAGAGUGGACCGGCCAGAAGCCGUCGUGUUUCGGGUUGAACCAAGAGAACGACUAUGCUAUGGAGAAACCGCCGACGAUUCUGAUCCGGCACCAGAACGGUCCGAUCGCGCAGAGUAACGACGGCAAGCUGAUCGUGUAUCCGGGCACGACGGUCCACCUGGAGUGUCUAUGGAUGCGACGGUUCGGCAAUCCCAAGUGGAACGUGAGCCACGACUAUCGAAAGUACCCGGAGGGCUGGAGCUCGGACGAGGGUCGUGAUCCGCAGCUGGAGUACCGUAUCAGCAUCAUGCACGCGGUCAAGGACGAUUCGGGGACGUUCACGUGCGUUACGCCGGCCCGGCACACCCAUUCGGUCGAGGUGUUCGUGAAGCCCGUUCACUGCAAUGAGAUCCAGGUGCGUCGAGGACUUUCCGCUAGCACGUUGGAGACCAUGAUGGGGACUAGGGUGUUGUUCUCCUGUACCAAUGGGAACGCCUUGAUUGGAACGCCGGAGAUCUCCUGUCUACCGAGCGGAAACUGGAGUGCUCCGUUGCCGGUUUGCGAGAGUGUCGAGUGCGGUGAAGUCCCCAUCCAGGCCAACAGCAAUGGGUCCGCACCUCGGGUGGCCAUUUUGUCGCGGGAAGUCGGAGGCCGGGCGGCGUUCUCCUGUCCGCCGGGUUACGGCCUGAGGGGACCCAGCGAGGCAAUCUGUUUGCCGUCGGGCGAGUGGGGUGCACCGUUUCCCUCGUGUGUCGACUUGUCCCCCGCAGAGGUCCAGUGCUUCCAUCCCGGUGCGCCGCAGAAUGGAUACGCCCAAGGGACGCCCCCGUACCGGGCCGGUGACGUGGUGCAGUUCAACUGCAACCCGGAGUACAUGAUGCAGGGCCAGCCGAUCAUCGCCUGUCAGGAUAACGGACGGUGGUCGGGAGGGCUGCCAAAGUGCGUCCAGGCGUGCUCGUACCCGGGAACCGCCAUCAGCGGCCGAAUGUCGUCGGUCAAGUUCUACUACUCGAUCGGCGAGAGCAUCACCUUCACGUGUGACGCCGGUCUGGAGCUGCGCGGCGCCAAGAUGCUCAAGUGUCUGAAGAACGGCAAGUGGUCGAACGCCAUCCCGACGUGCGUCAAUCCGGACGCGGCCGUCAACGUGCGCAGUGACGCCAAGGGUCUCUACAAGCGGGACAACUAAGGAGGGGGUGGUAGUGACGAAGUUUAGGGUGGUUUCCGGUUUCACCAAGCAGUAAACAAUUAAAUAUAUCAAUCAAAAUAUAGAGGCCAAGUGUCGAGCAAGGUGACGACAGUCGUCGGGGCAAGUGUUCCACGUGGAUCAAUCAAAUUUUAAUGGCAUGAUAUAAAAGCAAACAAACAAACACAUACACACAUUGACUGUUUAAAGUUAACUGUCGAAGGUGGCAUCAUAAAUAGAGAGACACUCAUUAAGAUGACGUUAAAGUUCGCCUCUCUGGCAGGCACAUGAGUAGCAUAAAAUUUAAUUUGCAUAGAGCAGUCAACGCUUUAUUUGCUUGUUGUUAAUGGUUCACAAUCUUCCGUCUCUAGCACUUCCGGAAGGGUGGUUCGCGGUUGAAUGAAAAUGGGAAAGUCGUAUUCACAAAACUUUGUUUGAUUCUUAAAAACAGUUAUAAUAGAUGUCUAACUUUUUUAAGGCUUCAACAAAAGUUUUAUUUAAAAUAUUUUUAGAAAUUCAAUGAACUUUAGUAAACAAAUUUAUAAACAAAACAACUAAAAACUAAACCAGAAACUUUUUUUGACUCGCCACGUUGGCAUGGUUGAUCACUAAAAACGAAGGAUAUUGUCUUUUUCAUCCAAAAGUGAACCACCCUAACUCCCGGCUUCCAUGCUCUUCUCCACUCUUUAAAACCACCGAGAGAGCAGCAGGAGAAUGGGAUGGAAAAAUCAAUUACCGCGAUGUUGGAUCUAUGAUAAUGCGCAAUCAUAUUAAUGAUGGCAAAUGAGAACGAUAAAUACAAUGGCGAUGUUGUAAAUGUAAAUUGGUUUUGUUGGUAGGCGUAAUGUUAGUGCGGUUCAUCUCCCUCCCCUGACUCCAGUUUCCCAAUUUUCCCUGAAUUGUGGUUGUGUAUGUGUGUGUGUGAUGGCUCAUCAGCUGAAAUUUCCCAUAUCGUAUAGCACACCCACCAAUCCACAUAUGCGCACAUACACACGCACACUUAAACGUAGAAGGUAAGCAAGAUAAUUUAUGACAGGCUGUCUGAUGGAUAUCUGUAGUUAUAUAUUUUUUAAAAUGAAUCAGCAUGCAUACAAAUUGGAUGGCACUGCAAAUUUGACUCAUAAAUGUUAAUUGAAUGGAAGGCGUUAAAUGUAGACAUAAAAAAAUCAAAAUAAAGGCACUUUGUUUACGUUUUUUCAGUGUACAUUAAGGGAUGUGACCACCCCACACGACGAGGAGUUGUUAUUACACUUGUACAUAGAUGAAGGCGGAAAGGGGUGCGCGCAAUGAUUGUGUGUAAUUUAUUUAGUUUUUUUUUCAAUUCAACUCCUAAUAGUUGUCAGGACUGAGAGACGAAUGCAAUUGAAAUAAUCCCCUCCACCCUCUCCCACGCAAACACACGUAAAUCUAAUGAAUUUGUAGUGCUUUUAUGAUAAUAUAUUACUAUAAACAAUACUUGAACAAGCACGUGGUCGAGGAGGAAUUAGGUGGUGUAGGUGUUGAGUAGUGGCUUGAGCUGAAUACAUUGUUUCUUUAUGGCAAUUGUUAAUGUAAACGUAAAUAUAUUGUAUUUGAAAUAAAUGACAACAAUCAUAUCA
Molecule: messenger RNA, 7357 nt
Organism: Culex pipiens pallens (northern house mosquito)
Lineage: Eukaryota; Metazoa; Arthropoda; Insecta; Diptera; Culicidae
Gene: Hasp
Exons: 15
Coding region: 513-5762 (1749 amino acids)
Cellular component (GO): extracellular region
Molecular function (GO): peptidase inhibitor activity
Source: RefSeq, a predicted model, not a curated record